UUAAUGCUCCAGUAAAUUUCUCGCCCCUCACUCAUUCCUUCUCUUUUCUCUCAAACAACCAAAGCUCAAUGCGUAUCUUCGAUAGCACUUCCAACUCUUCCAAGAAGCAGCAGAAGGAGGAAAAAGAAUGGUUAGGAGCAAGUUUCAAGCCAGAGAAUUUUAUUCCAGGAAUUGUAAUUGGUUUCAUUAUUGGGUUGUUGUUGGAUUUGUCAAAACCCUCCAAAAGUAACACUUUAAAGAAGACAAGUAAUUUGUUGAGCAGAAAUCAACAUGAAAAGAUUUUAGCCCCAGCUAAGGCUGAUGAAGAGAUCAAAAUGGUAUUAGUUGUCAGACAAGACCUGAAAAUGGCACAAGGAAAAGUUGCAUCUCAGUGUGCUCAUGCUGCUACUGGCAUGUAUGCAGACCUUAUGCAAAGUGAUCGGUAUCUUUUGAGGCAGUGGGAGCAAUGUGGACAGCCCAAAAUAGUUGUUACCUGCAAGAAUCAGCAAGAAAUGAAUAAGUUGAAGGAAGCAGCUGAGAACAUUGGUCUUCCAACUUUUGUGGUUGCUGAUGCGGGACGUACCCAGGUCGCAUCAGGCUCAAGGACAGUUCUUGCAGUUGGACCAGGAAGCAAGUCAGCGGUAGAUUCAGUGACCGGGAAGCUGCGCCUCCUUUGAUGAUAUUGAUAGCUUCUAUUGAACCCGUUUCAGAUUUGAGCGUUCAGAUUUGAGCGUGCUGAUUUGCAAUAACUUUCGAAUCAUGUUUCUCACAGUAGAGAUGCCAUAGUUCAUGACAUGAGGAAUUGAUAGAUGUACCAAUCAAGAUAGCUCACUUAGUUCUGUUUUAUUUUUAUGGAAUGCAGUGCAUAAACUUGUUCUUGCCUUUCAGUUUUCAAUUUGUAUGUAUAUGUCACUGCUGCAUAUUUUUGUCUGCAUUUGGUUGUGAAAGACGGUUCAUGCAACUUGUAAAGUACCAUUAAUCAUUUAAGAUGUGUAUGGUCAUGAAGGAAAACAUUUUCUAUUUUCCAGAAAGUGUUUUCUAGUUUUCUCA
Molecule: messenger RNA, 1029 nt
Organism: Solanum dulcamara
Lineage: Eukaryota; Viridiplantae; Streptophyta; Magnoliopsida; Solanales; Solanaceae
Exons: 8
Coding region: 69-656 (195 amino acids)
Cellular component (GO): cytosol; mitochondrion
Molecular function (GO): peptidyl-tRNA hydrolase activity
Source: RefSeq, a predicted model, not a curated record